CAAUUAUUCUCAGAGAACUCUUUCUGCUAAAUACUGCAUGCGUUUCGAAAUUGAUAGAAGAAAAAUAUUGCUCAUUUUAUUUACCUGUUGGUGAUAUUUUUGUGAACAUAUAACACGAUUGUCAAUAGCAUUUUCCCCAGUUUUUCCCUGCAGCUGUCAUUUUGUAGUGUCUUUUUCGCUAUUUUCCAAAAAUAUUAAAUAUUAAAUACAAUAAUAAGUAGACAAAUAAAACAUGUGAGAUAAAGCGUAGUAUGCAGGGAUAAUGGAGUGGAGAUAGUGUGAUGUAAGAGAAUUAAAGUGGUGAAUUUUUUUGCGACACACUUCGUAAUUUCUUGAAGAAAAAGAUUGUACCAAGUAAAUAAUCUGAGUCGUUUCAAUGUUUACCUAAAGUGGAUGAUUUUAACAUCCAUUAAGUCACGUUAAGCAGUGCAAAUGGCUGAACAUGUAAAGAAAGCUGAUUUAUUCACUGCUGUCAAACAUUUAGCAGAAAGUGAGGUUGAAUUGAUAAAAGUAAUUGAAAACUCUAGCAAGUCUCAAAGAACUGCUGAAAAUAUGCCUACAAAUGCAAAAAAAAUGAAGAAGCCUGGGAAGUCAGGAAAUGUCCGUCCAUCAGCUGCAUUAUUGGCUGCCAAACGAGAGGCAGCGCAGCGACAGCUUUUGCUAGCAAAGAAGCCAAAUAACAAUUUCGUACGAGAUAUAUACCAGAAAGCCAUUGAUGCAUAUGAGACAGUGCGCAAGGACACUGGCCUUGUAUUUGAUCAAAGUAUGGCAGAGCAUGAAUGCUUUUGGGAUCCAGAUUAUCCAGAAUGUCCAGCAAGAUUUACAAGAGUCUUACAAAGAUGUGAAGAGUUAGGUUUGGUGCAACGGUGCAAACUCAUCAAAGCAAGAUUAGCAACAGAGAGUGAAAUCUUGAUGAAACAUAAUCAGAAACAUAUUGAUAUCCUGAAAGCUACAGAUGGCUGUACAGAUUCUGAGAACUUGGAACUAUUGUCAUCCAAGUAUGAUUGUGUCUAUAUUCAUCCAUCCACAUAUAGAUUGUCUUUACUGGCAACAGGCUCAACGAUUAAUCUGGUAGAAAGUAUCUGUAAGGGCAAGAUACAAAAUGGUAUGGCUAUUAUCAGACCACCAGGCCAUCAUGCGAUGAAAUCAGAGUAUUGUGGUUACUGCUUCUUCAACAAUGUAGCACUUGCAGCAGAAAAAGCUCUAGCUUCUAACUGGGCGAAUAGAAUUUUAAUUGUCGAUUGGGAUGUUCAUCAUGGACAGGCAACACAACAAAUGUUUUACAAUGAUCCGCGUGUAGUUUAUUUUUCAAUACAUCGUUAUGAAUAUGGUGAAUUUUGGCCUAACUUAAGGGAAUCGGACUUUCAUAACGUCGGAGAAGACCUUGGAGAGGGUUACAACUUUAAUAUACCUCUAAAUAAAACUGGAAUGACUAAUGCUGAUUACAUUGCAAUUUUUCAACAAGUUUUAUUGCCAAUGGCUUAUGAAUUUUGUCCAGACCUGGUUAUUAUUUCCGCUGGUUUUGAUUCCGCAAUUGGCGAUGAAAAGGGUGAGAUGCUAGUGACUCCUGCAUGUUAUUCACACUUACUUUCAUCAUUAUUAAGUCUGGCAGUUGGAAAAGUCGCCGUCAUCCUAGAGGGUGGUUAUUGCUUGAAAUCUUUAGCUGAAGGUGCAGCACUAACUUUAAGAACUUUACUGGGCGAUCCAUGUCCCAUUUUACAAACACUUGAUUUACCUUCAUUGAGUAUACGUGACACUAUUUUAAACGUAAUUUACGCACAUCGACAAUAUUGGAAGUGUUAUCAAUACCAAGAUGCACACAGUAUGAGUACUGUAACUUUCAACAAAGAGGAGAUUGCUAAUCAACAUAUAGUUAUAGUUACAUACAAGGGAAGUCAGAUUAAACCAGAAAAAUAUGAAACUCGAAAUUGCUAUCCUAAACAAAACAAAGAAAUUUUCGAAGCUAUGGAUAAAAAACUGAACGAAUUAAUACAAUUUACAAAUUUACACAAAGCACCACAUAAGAUAUGCAUCGUUUAUGAUGAGAGAAUGCAAAAGCAUUGCAAUAUUUCUGAUAAUUCUCAUCCAGAAAAGCCAACUCGUAUCUCUAGCAUCUAUAAGAAUCAUGAAGAACAUGGUUUGCUAGAACGAUGCUAUUUAUUACAUGGAAGAAGUGCGACAAUGGAAGAAUUAUCUCUAGUUCAUUCAAAAGAUUACAUCGACAGUGUCAAGAGCACGAUGUCAUUAAAACUACAAGAAUUGGAUGAGAAAGCCGCCGACUAUAGUUCCGUUUAUCUUCAUAACGAAACAUGGUCAAAUGCCUGUAUAUCUGCUGGGUCCCUUUUGCAAGUAGUGGACGCGGUUUUGAACGGGGAGUGUCAAUCCGGAGUAGCUAUCGUAAGGCCACCAGGACACCAUGCUGAGGAAGAUGCUGCAUGUGGUUUCUGCAUCUUUAACAACGUGGCUGUCGCUGCAACAUAUGCUGUACAAUUUCAUCAUGUAAAGAAAGUACUGAUAAUCGAUUGGGAUGUUCAUCAUGGGAAUGGAACUCAAUCUAUUUUCGAAGAAGAUCCGAGAGUUCUCUAUAUAUCUGUUCAUCGUUACGAUAACGGAAGUUUCUUUCCAAAUUCCAAGUCUGCUAAUUAUACGAACGUCGGUUUGAAUGCAGGCGAAGGUUUCAAUGUAAAUGUACCAUGGAACAAGAAAGGAAUGGGAGAUGCCGAAUAUAUAGCAGCAUUUCAACAAGCUGUAAUGCCUAUUGCUUAUCAAUUUAACCCAGAACUGGUUCUGGUCUCUGCUGGGUUCGAUGCUUGUAUAGGUGAUCCUUUAGGAGGUUGCCACACAAGUCCAGAACUCUAUGGUCAUUUAACUCACUGGCUCUCAUCCUUGGCCAACGGUCGCGUAAUUCUCAGCCUCGAAGGAGGCUAUAAUAUCAACUCUAUCUCUCAUGCGAUGACUAUGUGUUCCAAAGCCCUCUUAGGCGAUCCCUUGCCAAUGCUGGAACCUAACCAGAUACCCUGUACCAGCGCAAUCAAUUCCAUUAACAACGUUUUAAAAACUCAUAAGAAAUUCUGGCCCAAUUUGCAAUAUGGAAUGUCCUUGCCGAAGGAAAAGCUCCUUCCUAAACUCAAAAUGAUUUCUAAGAGAGAAUCCUCUAAGAGAGAUAAGAGACUCGAAGAACGUGGGAAGAACGUGGAAAAACCGAAACAGACAGAAUCAAAGAUCGCCUUAGAGGGAAUCGAGAGUGAAAAACUAGAACUGAGUCUGGCAAUCGACAAGAAUUGCCUGAAUCUUGUGACGGACGAAGAAAUUCUAAAGCUGAGAAACGAAGUGGAGAAUAUUAAAAUUAAGAAUUCUAAAAUGGAUAUGAUGAAAAGUGAUUUUGAAGAAGCAAAAAGAAACAUUGAUUUAAACAAGAACGAAGCGAAAAAUCUGGAUGUUUCGCAGAGUAUACAACAAUGUAUAAAUGAAACGAACCAAUCGAAAGACAACCAGCAAGGGAGUUCUGGCAUACGUGACGACUAUGAUGACGAAGGAGGAGCAGCGAUGCGACGUGAAACGCAGGCUACGAAUCUUCUGGAUUAUCUUUCUGAUCAUCUUCAGGCUUUGACCGCGGGAGAAAUGUUUGCGGUGGUACCUCUGCGAGACUGUCCACAUCUGUUUGCGGUUAACGAGGUUCCUCCAAGUGGCAUCAAUGUAACUCUACCUUGUAUGGAAUGUACCAGCACCGCAGAAAAUUGGAUCUGCCUGCAAUGUUACACUGUACACUGUGCUCGCAACGUUAAUCAGCACGCUGUGCAGCACGCAGAAGAGUGUGAACACCCUAUCGCGCUCAGUUUCAGCGAUAUCUCCGUUUGGUGUUACGGUUGUGAAGCAUACAUUGAUAAUCCCCGAUUAUAUGCAGCAAGGAAUGCAGCUCAUCAAAGCAAAUUUAACGAAGUACUUCCCUGGACUUACAGCGAAAGUAGCGCACACGCGUUGUAAUUGAUUUGAACGAUAGAAGCAUCUUCUUCAGAUUUCGCAAGUAAAAAUUUGAAAAUGAAAAUUAUUUGAUAAACAAUCUAAACCUAUAACAUAGUAAUCAGUUAUAUAAGAUGUUAUACUUGCUUUAAUUUAAUUAAACUCUAAUUACAGUUUUUAUUAAACAAUUAUUAAUAUAUAUUUUUAUACUUUCUGGUAAAAUAAAUUAUAAAUUUGCAGGUGAAAAUUAAAUUCAGCAAAUUUUAAUCGCUAAUUAUUGAUUAAAGAAAAUAAGAUUGUAUUCUAUAAAGAUUCACUUAUAUUUUAUGUAACAGCCAAAUUAGUAUAAUUGUAAAUAAAAAUCACAAAAUAUAAAUUCACAACAUAUGGAAUAAUAGAUAAAAUUUUAAGUGAAGAUGCAAUUAUAUAAAAGCAAGAUUUUUAUGGAUACAAAAACGAUGAUUUCUUUUUCAAAAUAAAACUCUGUUUAGAGUACCGAAACUGCUAUAAAUAAUCAAAUUACAAAAAUGUUAAUAAUAUACUAAAAUAAUUUAUUAUUUCUUCUAGAAAAAUACUAGCUAUAUUAUACACUAAAAAUACCUCAUAAUGACUGACCUGUAGAAAUAUACAAAGUGUCUGGAAAGUUUAGGUUUCAGGAGUUCAGUAAAAUAAUUUUUAAAAAUUAUAAGAAAGAUAAUUUUAUCUUUCCUUGUUUCCUUCAUAAAUAAUUGAAUUAUUUACCUCACUAACUAAUAAUAUUUUCUCUUCACUGAAAUUCUUCCAGCACACUAUUAUAUUUUUCUAUGUAGGAUAAUAAAUAUAAUAAAAAAUAUAUAUAUAUUGUUUUAACAUAACAUUAUAUUAUCUUUUAUUACUUUUAAAGUACUUUAUAACAAUCACAGCAUUGCGCUUCUCCUAGUAUACGAAUUAAUGGUCUAUUUAUACCUAUGUAAUUUAAUUAAUGAAAACUUAUUCCUCCAAAUUACUUUAAGAAAAUUCACUCUUUUGAAUUAAUUGAGGAAAAAAUAGAUCCCACAGAGAGAGAGAGAGAAGAGAAUAUUAUUAUUUUAAUAAAUUAUAUUGAUAAAGAUUA
Messenger RNA from Odontomachus brunneus, 5053 nucleotides. RefSeq names its product histone deacetylase 6 (gene HDAC6). Gene Ontology annotation, molecular function: histone deacetylase activity; zinc ion binding. The coding region runs from base 433 to 3984 and encodes 1183 amino acids. NCBI's taxonomy places the organism in Eukaryota, Metazoa, Arthropoda, Insecta, Hymenoptera, Formicidae. The record is from RefSeq and is a predicted model, not a curated record. Gene Ontology annotation, cellular component: histone deacetylase complex. The transcript has 19 exons. Gene Ontology annotation, biological process: chromatin organization.